This is a messenger RNA of Clonostachys byssicola, 1530 nucleotides long. The record is from the annotation of a GenBank genome assembly. NCBI's taxonomy places the organism in Eukaryota, Fungi, Ascomycota, Sordariomycetes, Hypocreales, Bionectriaceae.
AUGGCUAGCGAGCUUCGCACCGAGGGCACCUCUGUUGACAAGAAGAGGUCUGCCGAUAACAUUGUUAUCAGUACAGCUAGCAAUGGCGACAAUCGGGUUACCGAUAUUGGCGCUGGAGCCACAUCCAAGCUCGAACGAAACUUCAACGUCUGGUCACUGCUGUUCAUGUCGUUCUGCACCAGUGUAACGUGGGAAGCCGUAUCCUCUGCUGCCGCCCAGGCCUUGACGAGUGGUGGCAGCUCCAGCUUCGUUUGGGGGUUUGCCGCCUCAACCGUGGGAGCAUUCGCGGUGGGCUUAUGCAUCUCUGAGUACUCGAGCAUGAUUCCCACUGCUGGAGGCCAGCACCAUUAUGUUGCUGAGUUGGCGCCCGCCAAGUACCGAAGGGUUCUCUCUUGGUACACAGGUUGGGUUACUAUCUUCGGCUGGAUCUUCUGUGCCACCGCUGGUAUCUUUGCCACUGCCAUGCAGAUCCAGUCCUGGGCCAUCUUGUUCAGUGAGGGUUAUGUGUAUGAAAGGUGGCACACAUCUUUGAUCAAGCGCCUGCAUUAUAUGAUGUUUGUAGCCAUGUUUUGUCAUGUCGUUGGGUAUUUCGCUACCGCAAUUUAUUUACUGGUACAUGUGAAUCCCAAAAACACUGCCCAAUAUGUUUUUGCAGACUUCACAAAUCUCAGUGGUUGGGAGAGCCCCGGAAUUGCUUGGUCAAUUGGCCUGAUGAGCUCGGCGAUUGGUUUCGUUGGCUGGGAUAGUUCAGCUCACAUGGCCGAGGAAAUGGUCAACGUUUCAAGAGACCUGCCUAGAACUAUGAUUGCGAACAUCGGCGUCAGCGGAUUGGUGACAUUCCCUUGGGUCAUUGCAGUUGCGUUCUGUAUGACUGAUAUACAGGGAAUGGUAACUGGACCAGUCGGUACCAUCAGCCCCUUCGCCCAGCUGUACUACAAUGUGUCUGGAGGCAGUCAGGCAGUCACCAUUGGCAUGACUUGCAUCCUUCCAGUAAUGGGGUUUCUGGGAACCGGAGCCAGUGUCAUAUCAGCUACAUCUAGGAUCAUCUGGGCCUUCGCGAGAGAUGGUGCCCUUCCGCGCAGCUUGGCUGGGGUCGACGAUCGACAGAAAGUGCCCGUUCGCGCCCUGAUCGUAACAUGCGUGACAAUUUCAGCUCUCAGCUUGACAUACAUCGGAAACUCGACCGCGUACUACGGAAUCAGCUCGGCUUGCACAGUCAUGCUCUUGAUCUCAUACGGAAUACCCACUCUGAUCAACAGCCUGUGGGGGUUCAAGAACUGUUCUGUGCCAAGGGGGGUUUUCACGCUCGGACGUUGGCACCGCCCGAUUGCAAUCUUUGCCUCAGCUUGGGUCGGAUACCUUGUUAUUUUCUUCUGCUUCCCAACCACGCUGCCCAUUACGGCUGCGACCAUGAAUUACGCAGUAGUGUUCCUCGCUUUCUGGAUUGUUGUGGCUACAGCUACUUGGUUCAUGUAUGGAAAAUCAAAGUUCUCUGGACUCCCGUCUGAGAUCAUUGAUGAGUUGAACUAG